Messenger RNA from Dromiciops gliroides (monito del monte), 537 nucleotides. Its product is annotated as 60S ribosomal protein L13a-like. Gene Ontology annotation, molecular function: mRNA binding; structural constituent of ribosome. Lineage: Eukaryota; Metazoa; Chordata; Mammalia; Microbiotheria; Microbiotheriidae. Gene Ontology annotation, cellular component: cytosolic large ribosomal subunit; ribosome. Gene Ontology annotation, biological process: translation; negative regulation of translation. The transcript has a single exon. The record is from RefSeq and is a predicted model, not a curated record. The coding region runs from base 1 to 537 and encodes 178 amino acids.
AUGGUGGACUGGCAGGUCGUGGUGAUCAACGGAUGGCGCCAUCCCCUGGGCCUCUUGGCAGCCAUCAUAGCCAAGCAAGUCCUCUUGGGGCCGAAGGUGGUCCUGGUUCACUGCAAAGGAAUCAACAUCUCAGGAAACUUCGACCGGAACAAGCUGAAAUACCUGGCCUUCCUCCGAAAGCGAAUGAACACAAACCCUUCAAGAGGCCCUUAUCACUUCAGAGCCCCCAGGUGCAUUUUCUGGAGGACUGUUAGAGGAAUGUUUCCCCACAAGACCAAACGUGGUCAGGCUGCCUUGGAAGGCCUUAAGGUGUUCGAUGGCAUUUCCCCACCCCAUGACAAGCGGAAACAUAUGGUUGUCCUAGCUGCUCUCAAAGUGGUCAGACUGAAGCCAACAAGAAAGUUUGCUUAUCUAGGGCGCCUGGCCAAUGAGGUUGGCUGGAAGUGUCAGGCAGUGACUGCUACUUUGGAAGAGAAGAGGAAGGAGAAAGCUAAGAUCCAUUAUAGAAAGAAAAAGCUCAUGAAACUAUGCAAGUAA